Molecule: messenger RNA, 762 nt
Organism: Fragaria vesca subsp. vesca
Lineage: Eukaryota; Viridiplantae; Streptophyta; Magnoliopsida; Rosales; Rosaceae
Product: F-box protein At5g07610-like
Exons: 1
Coding region: 1-762 (253 amino acids)
Molecular function (GO): protein binding
Source: RefSeq, a predicted model, not a curated record
AUGGAGGUGGUGGCCAGUAUAGAAGACCUCAUUGCGGAAAUUCUUGCGCGUGUACCAGCCAGACCUCUGGUCCGAUUCAAGUGUGUCUCCAAACACUGGCUCUCUCUUAUCUCCGACCCCAAAUUCUGUCACCGGCACACCCUCCAAAACCCCCGCUCCUCCGUCUCUGCUGUCUUUCCUAAAACAUCAUUCGGAUCCACUGCCUUAUCUUUCAUCCAUCUUGAUCAUGGCCGUCCUCGAAGUAACCAAAGUUCAGCCAAUUGCAAUCCUCUUAAAUUCGUUCCGAAUGAGAUCACGGUCAUCCAGUCCUGUAAUGGCCUCUUCUUAUGUUGUCCCAUGGGAACAAGUAGGUCAUCAUACUAUGUUCUCAAUCCCACUACCAACCAGUUUUCCACGCUAAUGCCUCAAGCUGGCGAAGCUGCUGCCACUACUUAUGGUCAAUCAUACGUACGCGACCUCACUCAGGCUUUGGCUUUUGACCCUUCCAGAUCACCUCAUUACAAGGUGCUCGUCUUUUGGAUUAUUCAUCGACAAGAUUAUUACAUAGAGAUAUAUUCGUCUGAGACUAAAAGUUGGAGACUUGUCACUUUCUCUAUGCCAUUACAUUUCAUUAUUUCUGAUGGAGGGGUAUACUGGAAUGGCGCAGUUCAUUGGCUAGGGUGGGAUAAAAACCUAUGGUACUAUCACAUAGAUGAUGAGCGUGUCGAACAUGUCGACUACAGGCAUUUGUCUGCAUGUCGACUACAGGCAUUUAUCACAUAG